Molecule: messenger RNA, 3731 nt
Organism: Engraulis encrasicolus (European anchovy)
Lineage: Eukaryota; Metazoa; Chordata; Actinopteri; Clupeiformes; Engraulidae
Gene: kcnh5a
Product: potassium voltage-gated channel, subfamily H (eag-related), member 5a
Exons: 20
Coding region: 252-3731 (1159 amino acids)
Biological process (GO): regulation of membrane potential; potassium ion transmembrane transport
Cellular component (GO): plasma membrane
Molecular function (GO): voltage-gated potassium channel activity
Source: RefSeq, a predicted model, not a curated record
ACGCCAGUCAGGUUUUUUGCCAUGCUCUAGCGCGCAAGUGCAAGUGCGCAGGCGCAUUCGCACGGGGGAGCCCAUAGCUCGCAAGCUCCGGGAGUGCUCAGUGGUACCAGAGUCCCCCGCACGAGCCAGGCAAGGCGCAGCGUUACCAUGAGCUUCUCCGUCCCGCCGAAAGAUACCCAUCCUGACUUUUUCACUUGUGCGACGAUCCUCCACGAAGCGUGCGACCCUGACCGACGCCUCCCGGACGCAGAAUGCACGGGGGAAAGAGAGGGCUGGUGGCACCCCAGAAUACUUUUUUGGAGAAUAUUGUCCGGCGAUCAAGUGAAACCAGUUUCCUCCUUGGGAAUGCCCAGAUUGUGGAGUGGCCCGUAGUGUACAGUAAUGACGGAUUCUGCAAGCUGUCAGGCUACCACCGGGCUGAAGUCAUGCAAAAGAGCAGCACCUGCAGUUUUAUGUAUGGCGAGCUGACGGACAAGAAGACAAUAGACAAAGUCAGGCAGGCCUUUGACAACUAUGAGUCCAACUCCUUUGAAAUACUGCUCUACAAGAAGAAUCGAGCGCCGGUGUGGCUCUACAUGCAGGUGGCCCCCAUCAGGAAUGAGAAUGAUAAGGUGGUGCUCUUCCUCUGCACCUUCAAGGACAUCACUGUCUUCAAGCAGCCCAUCGAGGACGAGUCCACCAGAGGAUGGACUAAGUUCGCCCGGCUGACGCGGGCCCUGACCACCAACCGGGGCACCCUUCAGCAGCUGGCUCCUAUGAACAAGACCGAGGUCACGCACAAACACUCACGACUGGCCGAGGCUCUCCAACUGGGCUCAGAGAUCCUGCCCCAGUACAAGCAGGAGGCCCCCAAGACGCCGCCCCACAUCAUCCUGCACUACUGCACCUUCAAGACCACCUGGGACUGGAUCAUCCUCAUCCUCACCUUCUACACCGCCAUCAUGGUACCGUACAACGUGUCCUUCAAGACCAAGCAGAACAACCUGGCGUGGCUAGUGGUGGACAGCGUGGUGGACGUGAUCUUCCUGGUGGACAUCGUGCUCAACUUCCACACCACCUUCGUGGGGCCCGGCGGCGAGGUCAUCUCCGACCCCAAGCUCAUCCGCAUGAACUACCUGAAGACCUGGUUCGUCAUCGACCUGCUCUCCUGCCUGCCCUACGACAUCAUCAACGCCUUCGAGAACGUGGACGAGGACCCUAUCUCUGACUCUCCUGGUGUGGGUCACCUGCCAGCAGCUGCCCAUUCAGCGCGGAACGCCACGCGAGCGGACGACUCCGUGCUACCGGGUCUCAGCAGCCUGUUCAGUUCCCUGAAGGUGGUGCGUCUGCUGCGUCUGGGCCGUGUGGCCCGCAAGCUGGACCACUACCUGGAGUACGGGGCGGCCGUGCUGGUGCUGCUGGUCUGCGUCUUCGGCCUGGUGGCCCACUGGCUCGCCUGCAUCUGGUACAGCAUCGGAGAUUACGAGGUCAUCGACGAGGCCACCAACACCAUCAAGACGGAUAGCUGGCUCUACCAAUUGGCGACCAGCAUCGGCACCCCGUACCGCUACAACGCCACUGGCUCGGGCACAUGGGAGGGCGGCCCCAGCAAGGACACGCUCUACAUCUCCUCGCUCUACUUCACCAUGACCAGCCUCACCACCAUCGGCUUCGGCAACAUAGCGCCGACUACGGACGGGGAGAAGAUCUUCUCCGUGGCUAUGAUGAUGGUCGGCUCUCUUCUCUACGCCACCAUCUUUGGUAACGUGACCACCAUCUUCCAGCAGAUGUACACCAACACCAACCGCUACCACGAGAUGCUCAACAACGUGCGGGACUUCCUGAAGCUCUACCAGGUGCCCAAGGGCCUGAGCGAACGUGUCAUGGACUACAUCGUGUCCACAUGGGCCAUGUCCAAAGGCAUAGACACAGAGAGGGUCCUCUCCAUAUGUCCCAAAGACAUGCGGGCUGACAUCUGCGUCCACCUGAACCGGCAGGUGUUCAACGAGCACCCGGCGUUCCGGCUGGCUAGCGACGGCUGCCUGCGCUCUCUGGCCGUGGAGUUCCAGACGACGCACUGUGCGCCCGGCGACCUCAUCUUCCACGCCGGGGAGAGCGUGGACACCCUCUGCUUUGUCGUCUCGGGCUCUCUUGAGGUCAUCCAGGAUGAUGAGGUCAUCGCCAUCCUCGGUAAAGGCGACGUGUUUGGGGACGUGUUCUGGAAGGAGUCGUCGCUGGCGCACUCCUGUGCCAACGUGCGGGCGCUGACCUACUGCGACCUGCACGUGAUCCGCCGGGAGCCUCUGCUCAAGGUGCUGGAGUUCUACACCGCCUUCGCCAACUCCUUCUCCAGGAACCUCAUCCUCACCUGCACCCUGAGGAAACGGAUCAUCUUCCGUAAGAUCGCGGACGUGAAGAGGGAGGAAGAGCACCGCCGCCAGCACAAGAACGAGGUGACGCUCUCCAUCCCCGUGGACCACCCCGUCAGGAAGCUCUUCCAGAAGUUCAAGCAGCAGAAGGAGACGCAGAUACGGAGCCCGGGCUCCCUGGAUCUAGAGCGCAACCAGUUCCAGGUGGAGCACCAGCUGCAGCCCCUCACCCAGCACCUCCAUCGCCACCACCAGCAGCAGCAGCAGCACACUUACCAGAUCCAUCACCCUCUCCAGCACCAUCACAGCCCCUUGCUGCAGAACGGGGCACCAGGGAUCGUCGGUGGAGGAGGAGGAGGAGGAGGAGGAGGGGUUGGCGGCAAUGGCAGCUCCAGCGUGGUGACCGUGUCGCAGAUCACGCCGCUGCAGAGCUAUGUGACCACGGAGACGGAGACCAGCGAGCCAAUGGGCAGGCUGGGGGGCCACGAGGCCCUGGAACUCAAGCCCAGCCUGGGUGCGCUUCAGGCGGGCGACACGAGCUGCAUGAAGGUCUCUAGUCCGGUGAGGCCCAGGAUUGGGGGCGGAGGUCGGGGCUGGGGGCGCUUUAAGAGCGCGGUGGGGGUUGAAUCGAGCGAAUCGCCGUCACUGAGGGUGGAGGUGGAGGUGGAGGUGGAGGAGGAGGUGGAGGUGGCGGAGGCGGGCAGGGACAUGGGCCAGGGAAUGGUGGCCAUCAGUAACGACAGAAAUGGUGGCAAUGGUGGCGGUGGCGGUGGCGGUGGUGGGGGUGGCGAUGGGGACGGAAGCGGGAGCGGAGUCGACGGGGACGAGAAGAGCGCCCUGCACAAGACGGACUCGUGCGACAGCGGCAUCACCAAGAGCGACCUGCGCAUCGACCGCGUGGGCGACGCGCGCAGCCCGUACGAGCGCAGCCCCAUGGAGAGGAGCCCCAUGGAACGCAGCAUCUACGACCAGCUCAGCCCCAGCGGACCCGGCAGCCUGCUACCAGUAACCCGCGGAGGCAUCCAUCCCUUCCAGUCGGGGGCCGAGCAGGCCCUGCUCCACUCCUCUCUGCAGGAGGCCAAGAGCGAGCUGAAGGGCGACAUCCAGACGCUGAACGGCCGCAUGGCCGCGCUGGAGGCCCAAGUGGCCGAGAUCCUCAGGCUGCUGUCGGACAGCCGGGGGCGGCGGCGGCCGGCCUCCUCCUCGCAGUCGCCACCCCCCUCGCCGCGCUCGCCGGCCUCCGACACACAGUCGUCCACCUCCACCACGCCCACGACCAAAACCACCAGAUGCCAGGACCUCUUUACUGUCUCGAGGCCUGGGUCGCCGGACCCUGGGAUGGAGGAGGAGGAGGUGGAGGUGGAGGGGGAGGGGCCCUUCUGA